AUGAAUGAAAAAGAAGAUAAUAAGAACGUAAAUAGACGAAGAAGUUCUAUAUUGGAUAUAACAAUACCAGAUGAUUGUGAAGCUGAAUUUGACGAAGAUCCAGUAAGCCGUGAUUUUAAAAAUGUUAUUUAUGUUAUAUUAUGUUUAUUAUCAAGUAUAUUAACAUCAUAUUUAUUAAAUAAUCCAUAUGGAAGUUAUAUUCCUAUAAUGUUAAUAGCUAUAUUUGAAUGGUAUAGAUCUUAUCCAAGACAACAACGUUCAUAUUAUGGUUUAUGUAGAUUAUUAUUAUAUAUAUUAUUUAUUAGUUUAUGGACUGUAUUUGUAUUAAAAAUAUUAAUUGAAUUGAUUGCUUUAGUAAUUGGUCAUCAUUAUAUUCGAUUGAGAAGAAUUGAACAUUUAUUUCCAUAUGCAUUAAUAAUGACAAGUUUUGCGCGAACUAAACAUGAUAUGGAUUUACAUGAUAAAAGACGUUAUAUUAUACAUAUAUUAUAUGAUAUUCCAGCUUUUUUUUUAGUUAUUAUAUUUAAAUUAUUAAAUAAUCCAUUAAAUUCUUUAUAUAGUCAAAUAUCUUCAUAUUGUUAUUUAGGUUGUUUACCAUUACCUUCUGAUGUGAAAAUUUUAAAUAAAAUUGGAAUAGAAUAUGUUGUUAAUAUGUGUGCUGAAUAUCAUGGACCAAGAAAAACAUAUGAAUUAUAUAAUAUAAAACAAUUAUAUUUACCAACUGUUGAUAGUACUGCACCAUCAAGAAAAACAAUUGAAAAAGCUAUGAAAUUUAUGAAUGAAGCAUUUAUUAAUAAAAAGAAAAUUUUUGUUCAUUGUAAAGCUGGAAUGGGUAGAAGUGCGACGAUUGUAUUUUGUCAUUUAGUUGCUAAUGAAAAAAUGUCACCAGAAAAUGCUUUAAAAUUAUUAAAAGAAAAACGACCAGAAAUAACAACUAGUAUUAUCCAUUAUCAACCUGUUAAAACAUAUUUAGCGUCAUUAACAAAAAAAUGA
Messenger RNA from Adineta steineri, 993 nucleotides. NCBI's taxonomy places the organism in Eukaryota, Metazoa, Rotifera, Eurotatoria, Adinetida, Adinetidae. The record is from the annotation of a GenBank genome assembly.